Messenger RNA from Pieris napi, 5269 nucleotides. It is a transcript of the gene Glut1, whose product is annotated as glucose transporter type 1. Gene Ontology annotation, biological process: monosaccharide transmembrane transport. The record is from RefSeq and is a predicted model, not a curated record. Lineage: Eukaryota; Metazoa; Arthropoda; Insecta; Lepidoptera; Pieridae. The transcript is spliced from 16 exons. Bases 450 to 2588 code for a protein of 712 amino acids. Gene Ontology annotation, molecular function: hexose transmembrane transporter activity. Gene Ontology annotation, cellular component: membrane.
CCCAGUGCGCACUUUGCUACAUACAGAGCUCGCCAGGGCGUCCACUCUCCCGCUCUAGUCAUGCGCGAAUCUCCUCCGCCAUCGCAUCGACCGAAAUAAGAGUUGGAUUAAACGCGCGAUUGUCGCGGUCGAGCUCGGCGGUCUCGGCAGAUUUACGUACACGCCCCGCCGCCGCCGCCGCCGGGUCUGGCUCGACAUUCCUCCAUGUGUGACCGGAUUGCCUUGGAAAAAUCGAUUGGGGAAGGUGCUGCGGGCCGCGGUGUGGCUAUGGGCUGGAGCUAAUCGUUUCGGCAAGGUGGAGAGGAGUGGCGAAUUUGCGAAUCACUUACACCUCCGUCUGCGGCACCACCGUUAGUCCUAGGAAGUACCAUCAGAUACAAUGUCGUCGAAUAAAUUGCCAUCGCUCGUAGUCAAAUGACAAUAACUAGAAUAAAGUGCCGGGAGCGCUCAUGAGACAGUCGUGCCAUCGUCUGCUUGAGCACCAACACGCAGGGGGAGACGAACCCCCGCUUUACUCACCAGUAGACCAAAUUUCAGUGGUACCGGAACAUGUGGGCCGCGAGGCCGGCGGCAAGCUGACACGAUAUGCGCCGACGGAGGAAGACGAGGCGACACUCAGGGAACUUCUUCUUAGCCUUCAGAGACAGGUGAGCGUGAUGAGUAUGAAUCUUUCCGCCAAGCUGGACGAGUUACAGCGUGGCGACCGACAGCUCGAGACCACGGUCGCUCUAUGCGAGAUCCGCACGCAACUCCAAGAACUCACCAAGAGUGUUGAAUCAUGUCAAAGCGAGGUAUCUGAGGUAAAACGAGACAUGGUGGCCAUCAAGCAAGAAUUGGAUACUGUGCAGCAGGUGAAGGAAGAAAUCGAGGAGUUGCGAGAGUAUGUGGAUAGACUUGAAGAACAUACUCAAAGGCGGAAGCUGAGACUUCUUGAGCAAGGCUUAACAUUCUUCCUGUCCUAUGCCAUCUUAGCCGCAGUCCUCGGUAUGCUGCAAUUCGGUUACAACACUGGCGUCAUCAACGCUCCUGGCAGAAACAUCGAAAACUUUAUGAAAGACGUUUACAAGGACCGUUACGGCAAGGAUAUCCAGGAUGAUGCCGUCAACACUUUGUAUUCCAUCGCAGUGAGCAUCUUUGCAAUUGGUGGAAUGCUUGGCGGUUUCUCGGGUGGAAUGAUCGCAAAUCGAUUUGGAAGGAAAGGUGGAUUAUUGCUCAAUAACAUUCUUGGUAUUAGCGGCGCAAGUCUUAUGGGAUUCACAAAGAUAUCACAUUGCUAUGAAAUGCUCUUCUUCGGUAGAUUCAUCAUUGGAGUUAAUUGCGGGCUAAAUACGUCAUUGGUGCCAAUGUACAUAUCUGAGAUUGCGCCUUUAAACCUUCGCGGUGGACUGGGCACGGUAAAUCAGCUGGCUGUCACUGUAGGUCUGCUUCUAUCCCAAGUUCUUGGUAUCGAACAAAUACUUGGCACCGAUGAGGGCUGGCCCAUACUUCUCGGUUUGGCGGUAUGCCCAGCGAUUUUGCAACUUUUGCUCUUACCUGCUUGUCCUGAAUCUCCUCGCUAUCUGCUUAUCACACGCCAAUGGGAAGAAGAAGCACGACGGGCAUUGAGAAGAUUACGAGCUAGCAACCAAGUGGAGGAAGAUAUAGAAGAGAUGCGUGCUGAAGAAAGAGCUCAACAGGCAGAAGCGUCGAUAUCAAUGAGGGAGCUACUGUGUUCUCCUACUCUUCGCGCCCCACUGCUCAUUGGUGUCGUGAUGCAACUGUCGCAACAACUCAGCGGAAUUAAUGCGGUGUUCUACUACUCAACGUCUCUGUUUACUUCGUCGGGACUUACCGAAGAGUCAGCGAAGUUCGCAACAAUGGGUAUUGGGGCUAUUAUGGUAGGAAUGACCCUGGUCUCCUUACCACUCAUGGAUCGCACUGGACGCCGAACCCUUCAUCUUUACGGCCUUGGGGGAAUGUUUAUCUUCUCUAUAUUCAUCACCAUCUCAUUCCUUAUAAAGGAGUUUUUCGGCUAUGUACAGGAAAUGAUAGACUGGAUGAGCUACUUGUCCGUGGUGUCGACGCUAAGCUUCGUAGUGUUCUUCGCUGUGGGGCCUGGUUCAAUUCCCUGGUUAAUCACUGCCGAACUCUUCUCACAAGGACCUAGGCCGAGCGCAAUGGCAAUCGCCGUUUUAGUAAAUUGGAUGGCCAAUUUCGUAGUUGGAAUCGGCUUUCCCAGCAUGAAGGCCCUACUGGAAAACUAUACAUUCCUGCCUUUUAGUGUAUUCCUUGCAAUUUUUUGGAUAUUUACGUAUAAAAAAGUUCCUGAAACAAAAAACAAGACCUUUGAGGAGAUAUUAGCGUUGUUCCGAAAUUCAAACGGCAGUGUCAGAACAGUCGUCAGCUGGCGGGGAAGCGGGUCGGCCGCCUCCGCCGCUGCCACCGCCGCGGUUCCCGACGCCGGGCAACGUCUGACAAUGGGAGACCACUGCGCGUGCGCCCCUAGUUGCGCCGAUCAAGGCCGCCGCCAACUUCUUGUUUCAUGGACUCAAGCGCCAAGCGGUAGGCCGUGCCUCUAUCACUACCACACAACAAAUGUUCUAAAUUGAUGUGAUUAGGUUAUUAAAACGAAACUAGUAUGUAAGUCACGGCGUAAAUUUAAUAUAGUACUUUAGUCUGUCAUUUUAUGACAUAAGAUAUAAAAGUGCAUACCUAGGUACCGUGUAAGAUGGUUUCUUAUACCAUUUUCAAUACAUCAAAAAUUUUACUAAAUGAGAAUUUAAUUAAAAUAAAUUAAGAUGAAAAAGUUUCGAAUGAGGUUCGUAAUAUAAUCGAAAAGCAGGUUAUAUAAGGAAUACUUACUGCCAAGUAGAGUUCGUUUCAAGAUUCCAUAACGAAAUUAUCACUGUAUUCACGGUUAAUAAGAACAUUCUGUCAUUUGCUGUUAAGAAAACGAUUCUGACAUUUGCUGUUAAGUAAACGAUUCUGACAUUUGCUGUUAAGUAAACGAUUCUGACAUUUGCUGUUAAGAAAACGAUUCUGUCAUUUGCUGUUAAGAAAACGAUUCUGACAUUUGCUGUUAAGUAAACGAUUCUGUCAUAAAAAUAAGUAUUAAUAUUAAGUGAAAAAAUAUACAAUAACUAUAAACGAAGCCUAUCCUUCUUUUUUGUAAAAGCCAUUUCGUUAUAUAUUUUACCAUAAAAAACUGGUUCCUCGUUAACUAAAAAUUGCGUAAUAAAAGAUAUAAGAGACAAGCGUAAAUUUACAAAAACGCAAAAAUAUUAUUUAAGCGUUGGAUGAUUAUUUAUUAAUCUGUAUUUGAAUAAAGCUACAGUGCGUAGGUAGUUGCGACUAAAUCAUAGUUAAGUAAGAUCACAAAAUGGGUAUCACGAGUACAUUGACCUUAUUGGGAAAUGUAGUCACAUUGGGAACGUACCGUUGUUUGUACUAUAAUAUAAGUGACACGAGAUUAUGACUUACACACUAAUUGAAAAUUGUAUUGAAAUUUCAUUAAAAAAAAAUACCGAUCCUAAUCAAGAAUUUUAAAAAGUCGGACAUCUGUCAAGUAUGAAUAUUGUUUUAUGAGAAGAUAGACAUUAAAAGUUGGUCGUAAAUAAAAUCUAUGUUAAAACGUGAGUUUAAUUUUUAAAAAGCUUUAAUCUCGUGUCGAAUAGUAACAACCGGUGCACUAAUGCUUACGAAAACGAUAUUAUUAUUCACGCGUAUUGUCACGAAUAUGUACAAAAAACGUGCGUGACUUUAUUAUAUUAUGUAUUAUUGUUGUUUUUUUAUAAAAAAAUGGUAUAUUACUUUACGAAUGUUUUUAUUCUCCUUUUGCUCAUGAUUAUAAAUGAUUGUUAUACUUAUUAAUAAUACAUUAAAGUCAUAUCUAAAAUGGCUUCAUAAAUAAUAAUUAAUAUUGUAAUGAAUAUAAAUAAUUAUAAAUAAAACAUUAUUCUGGUCGAAAAUAAUUUAUUGCAGUUGCGGGAAUUGAGUAGUCGAGUUUAUUAAUUGAGUUUCACGAUGUGGUAAUUAUAUGUAGUUCAGAAUACCUUAUUAUUUAUCAUGUGCAAGUAGACUUUUUAAGUUCUAGUCUUAAGGAGUAAUAAAAAAUCGUAUUACUUUUGAUUGACGAAAAAUGUAGAGUACGGUAAGUUAUACAACUUGUGAAAACUUUUAAGAAUGUAAAGCUUUUACCUAGUACGCCCCUAGAUGACAAAAAAUAAUUAUUUAUUAGCUAGGGUCACUAGUUACUUCAGGGUUGUAGUCGAUUUCUGCCCAUCCGUGUGUCUCCUUUAACUGCUCAAUUCCAGAGACUUGAAAGCGGUGCGGCCAAGUCAAGAAGGUUUAUUUAAGCGGCCUAAAUUGUUUGCCUGGAUGUGCGUACGAUGACUGGCCAAUACACGUUCAUGUUUCUAUAUUUUAGUUGUUAAUUUAAUAAGUAAUUAAACUGUAAGUUGUAGAAAAAUAUACACGAGUUCUACUCAUUUUCACUUUCAGAAUUAUAUAGUAAUAAUAGAAUACUUUGGAUAUGUUUUUAGGAAAGUUCUGUGGCUUUAAAAUUGUUUCCUCGACAACACCGUUUGCAGCAUUUCAACACUAUUAGCCAUUUUACUAACAAUAAUCUCUGACGCACAAAAUGUUAACGCUAAAUCCUGCGCACAAUGUACAGAAUACGUAGAGAAUACCUACAACCUUAAUUCACAAUUGCACAAAAUAUUCUCCUAUCUUAUAUAUUUGAUUAGUUUUAUUGUGCAUUUGAUAUGUUCCUAUGUUUCUUUUAAUCUAAUUUAUGUAUUAGCUAUUUGAGAGUAUGUAAAUUGUAAAUGUAUCGUAAAAAUUAAACUACCAGCAUUACUUACAUCUCGUAGAUAUAUGAAACCCAACCUCUUGUAUUGAAAAUAGACUUAACAUGUAUAUUUAACGACGUCAAUUACACAGUUGUAUCUGAUUUAUAUAAUAGUUGUCUCGUUUUUCUUAUACAUUUGAGGCUCGCCAACUCUCGUGUCUUGUAUUAGUAUGUCUAUAUAAGCAUGUGUAAUAUACUCGUACUAUGUAUUUAGUCGAUAACUGGACGCAAGAUGCACGGAUGGCGCAUUUAUUGGGAGCCAAGCCCCAUCGCUAGUAAACUACAUAGACCCUUAAACUCUUCUAAGCACUAUCCACAGUUUUUGCCACAACUUAUCUGAAUUUAUUUUAAGUUUCAUUACGGUGAUUACCCCGUAAUUGUACAAAAGGAACUUGUAAAAUUUUAUUGGAACUAAUACUUGUUAUAAAAACAUUAAAAAUA